Gasterosteus aculeatus aculeatus (three-spined stickleback) is the source of this 1896-nucleotide messenger RNA. RefSeq names its product VPS33B interacting protein, apical-basolateral polarity regulator, spe-39 homolog (gene vipas39). Gene Ontology annotation, cellular component: cytoplasm. Gene Ontology annotation, biological process: intracellular protein transport; vacuolar transport. The record is from RefSeq and is a predicted model, not a curated record. Lineage: Eukaryota; Metazoa; Chordata; Actinopteri; Perciformes; Gasterosteidae.
CCGCUAUUUCCGCGUUAACUACAACUCCCAGCAGUCUGUGCGCGGCCGGAAGCCUUAACACUCCCGUCAAAGAAGAGAAGUAGCCGAUACAACCGAAGUUUCCAUAAGGUUUGUGUUGCAUGUCUACAUGAUGAAGAGUAAGGCAGAUGAAGAAGAUUACUGGAACAGCUCCAAGUUCAAAGCCUUCACCUUUGAUGAUGAAGAUGACGAGUUCAGCAGGUUAAAGGAGUCGAAGCGGGCGGUAAACAGCAUCCGCUACCUGGUGGAGGAAGACGAUGAUGAAGAAGAGGUGGAGAAGGUCAGCUGGAGCGGAGAGCCUGUCGGCAGUAUUUCCUGGUCGGUCAGUGAGACGGCAGCGUCCAAUCAGAAAGCAGACAGAGAGCCCGCCUUCCCCAAAGUCAGCGCCGACUCGGGACCCAUGAGCAGGAGUCACUCGGGUUACUCGCUGAGCUCGCUGUUCAAAGGAAAAACUAAAGGAGGAAACUUCCAGUCACUCGCCGACUCACCCAGCGACCCGUCUGUCAGGCUCUAUGCCCCAGAACUAAGGAAACCCAAGUCUGAAUACAAGGAUUAUGUCAGUGAUUGGUCUCCUGAAGAAACGGUCCAAAGAAUGCAGCAAGGAAAGGUCGUGUCACUAGAGAAGUUUCGUUCUCUUCAGGAUAAACUUUUGCUUCUGGAUUACGCCGUCAACGCUCACGAUGGAAACGUCAUCACUGCUGUUUUAAUUUAUUUAAAGAGGACUCUGAGUAAAGAGGUUUUGUUUCGAGAGCUGGAGUCCAGACAGACGGCUCUGAGGCAUUUGAUCCACUAUCUGACUGAGACCAGAGACCAGAGGCUUCUGUUGGAGCUGCUCAGAGCUCUGGGCAGGAUGGAGGAUGUGGCGCUGUUGCAGUAUAAAGAACACCUGAGCAUCGCUGAUGAAAACAGAAGGCGGGACUUUCUAAAGAACUGCCUGAGUCUUCCAUUUUCCCCAGAAGAUUCUGCUCAUGUUCAGGAUCACUACACUCUGCUGGAGAGACAAGUUAUCAUCGAGACCACCGACCGACAGGCAGAACGUGGUGGAAAGGUGGAAGUUUUCCAGAAGUUUCCCAGAAAAGCAUCAAUCCUCAACAUGCCAAUGAUCACGACGCUGUACUACUGCUGUUUCUACCACUACACCGAGUCAGAGGGAACCUUCAGCUGUCCAUUAAAUAUCCGUCAGACUUUCAAGAUUUCGGAGAAGCAGUAUUUUGUGACGGCGUUGGCAGCUCGGGCGAAGCUCAAGGCGUGGUCGGACGUGGACGCUUUAUUCACCAGCAGGAACUGGCUCGGCUUCACCAGGAAGAAAUCACCGCUCAGCUUCCAAAGAGUUGUUGACAUCCUGCAAAAAAACUCCGCCCCCACACAGGUGUUGCAGAACUACGUGGCGCUGGUUGAUGAUGCGGAGCUCCGGAUCUCUUUGGCUCAGAAACAUAAAUGUCACGACAUUGUCAUCAACACGUACCGGGACCUGAAGGACCGGCAGCAGUUGCUAGGAUACCAGGUGAAGUUGAAGAGAGGAUCAGCGGAGGAGAGGAAGAUCGACGAGCUGCUCAACAACCCGCAAAUACGGUGGAAGAACUGAUGACCUGAAGACUUUGUUUUAAAUAAAAACCACUUUUUCCUGUGUGACGAUAAACGGCGUCACCGUGACAACAGAACGCAACAGACGAGCACUUUGUUUGGCUCAGUACACUGGUUCUUGUUGUUGGGGGUUUUGUUUCUGCUGAGUCAUCUGUUUGAUUCAAUGUUUGGAUAAAUAAAUUAAAAUAAUUUAAAUGUACUCUUUACAUGGAGGAGAGGAAAUUAAAUGAAGUUUGAGGUUCAUGAUCAGAUAUCAAUUUAAAACAAUAAAUAAAACUCAAUGUUAAAAGUUAA